This is a messenger RNA of Durusdinium trenchii, 1962 nucleotides long. Lineage: Eukaryota; Dinophyceae; Suessiales; Symbiodiniaceae. The record is from the annotation of a GenBank genome assembly.
AUGCUCAAAAUGACACCAAGCAAGCAGCUGCUAUUUAUGCAGCGGGUGCUUUUCAUCUUCGAGGUGGCCCGGGCCAAGGCUGGCAAGGCCCAAGUUCUACGGCUGAGCUUGCAGCAUUGGCUCCAGGAAGCUGACAUCUCUUGCCUGGCCGGUCACAUCUUGGAUGAGAUGUCUACACGUAGAAACACGGACAAUCUACUCUUGUUCCAGGCUGACACAGUGACCAAGUUGAACAAGCAGUUCAUCGAAGGGGACUUCAAUGAUGAGCUCAAAGAUGCUUUGGAGUGGCAGAUGGCAAGCUUUCAACCAAGUGAUCUUGGCAUGUGGCAGGACAAUCUUGCUGAGCUGUCGAAGAAGACCUCAUGCCUAGAUGACGCUGAUGGAAAGAUUGGGGAAUUGGAGCUGUCGAAAAACAAGGCUCUCUUUGAGGCAGAUGCCUUAUCCCUAGCCAGGGAUGCAGCACAAUGCGCCAACUUGUUCCAGAAAACACAGCAGAACGAUCGCGCUCUUCGAUUGGCCAAAGUGAUGCACAUCAAGCAAGAGAACAGCAUUGGCGCAAGCUUGGUGGCAGCUCACAUGGACAAAAGCUGUCAGCACAUCGGUGGACCCAUGACGGUCCUUCAGCCUGCUUUGGACCAGGAGUGGCGUUUCUUGUUUUCAGCUCACCCUGAGUACAUCAGCAAGCUCAAGAAGGAUGAUGGUGCAUUGCUUGUCUGGUGUGAUUACAUGAAGUGCGGGCGGUUGAGCGUUGCUGACCUCAACAACACAACGGAGCUGAUCAAGAGGGCUUUGGAGGCAGCACCGGAGGAUGCAUGCUCCAAGGCCUUGGAUGCAGGUUUGUCCUUUGAGUUCGGAAUUCAAUCUAAACCUAGUGCUGGUGCGGGCCCUGCGAGGAGGGUAGAGGACAAACUGGAUACAAAGAUGCUGCACUCAGAGCCCAUCCAAAUCCGUUGCGAAGUUCCACCCACAAGCAAGAAAGUUGCCUUGACGUUUGCGGGUUGGAUUGUCUUCUUUCGUGGGGCGAUUGAUGGCAAUCGCUGGAGCAAAAGCAUGAUGAUGCAAGACAAGCAUCUAGACAACAUUAUCAGGACCAACAGAGAUUUGCUUCCAUGGGUUCCGGAGAGCCAGUAUGAAGUUCCCACAACCAGCGACAGCCUACCACAUGCUUCUGAGGGGAUGAGGGCCCUUUCGGAAGUUCAGGAGACAGCCCAGUUGCUCACCGGCUCAAGUUUGCCGACCUCUGUGCUGAAAGCCCUGCUCGCAGGAAGCAAUAUUGGUGAUGUUCUUGGCGUCAUCAACCUCACGCCAUACGAUGCAUGUCUGGAAAAGACCUCUUUGCGGUUCCACAAGGACAACCCCCAAAGGAUUCGGGGCUUGGUUUUGUCAACCAACUCGGACUUGGAGUGGAAGCAGGGGAGUGACCUUUUGGGGAACGUCCGUCCCUAUGAUCCUACACCACCGCCUGCGGAACAGAUCGACAUCGACAAGUUUCCGUUUAAACUUGUUGCAGUGGACAUCGAUGACUCCAAGAAGGGAUGGGACAGGUUCAAGUUUAGCUUGAGCAAUGAAGUCCGGUCUCGUUACCUUGAAGAUGCUGUUCACUCAGAGCAGUGGAAGGAGUUAAUCAAAGAAUUCGACCGAAAGUUUGGUGCGAACAUCACUCCCCACCCUGUGACGACAGAGACUGGCAUUGUGCCUGCGGAGCCAGAAGAGGAGGAGGACAUGGCAAGCUGGUCCUCGGAACCGAGGGAGUUGCAGGGCCUCAUGGAUUCGUAUGUGGUGGAGUGCCGCUUUCCUGGGCGGCAACCAGGGACUUCACUCUUUCUGGUUCAUGCAGUUCGCAGAAAUUCGGAGUCGGUUGCUAUGGUGCCCAACCAGAAGUUCAAACUCUUCCUAGUUCCUGGGUUGGAAAGUUCCAGGGUUCGCUUCAUGUGCCUCAAUGGUUUGUUUCAGGGAAUCUAA